This is a messenger RNA of Spodoptera frugiperda (fall armyworm), 1404 nucleotides long. RefSeq names its product odorant receptor 4-like. The record is from RefSeq and is a predicted model, not a curated record. Lineage: Eukaryota; Metazoa; Arthropoda; Insecta; Lepidoptera; Noctuidae. Gene Ontology annotation, cellular component: plasma membrane. Gene Ontology annotation, biological process: sensory perception of smell; detection of chemical stimulus involved in sensory perception of smell. Gene Ontology annotation, molecular function: olfactory receptor activity; odorant binding. The coding region runs from base 1 to 1239 and encodes 412 amino acids. The transcript is spliced from 10 exons.
AUGGAGGUUCUCAAAGACUUCCCAGAAGAUUUCGCAAAGGCUUUAACAACCAGUUUUGAAAUGUUAAAGAAUUUUAACGUGAGGUAUUUAGAAGACCAUCAGCCAUUCACCAAGAAGUACUGGCGUUUCUCCUACAUAUUCGUCACUAUCUUCAUUCAUGUCUUCUCAUUGAGCAUUCACAUGCCAGAAUUGCUGACAGGCGACGAAAUGACGCAGUUUGCUUACCUGAUACCUUCUAUUCUGGUUACUAUUCAUGCCAUCCUUAAAUCGAUGGUUCUAAUACCGAUGACGAGACAAAUAUCAACAUUUAUAUCAGAGCUUGGCUCUCUCUGGAGAGUUAAAUUUACUGAAAAACAAUUUGAAGACAAAGACGCUGUAUUGUGGAGGCUCGACUUUAUCAAUAGAGCCAGCUAUUGGGUAAGCCUGAGCGGUUCAGCGCAAUACUUGCUAUCGCCAUUAUUUGAAACUUUGUUCCGGAGAUUUAUAUUAAAACAGGAUUGUAAACUACUCCUACCAUUUGCUUCGGAUUUUCCACUUGACCAUACCGAGAACUGGAUGUUCUAUAUCCUCGUAUACAUUUUCCAGUUAUACUCCAUGUUCCUUCUAGUUUCCAUGUACACUGGUGCUGCGUUGAUAAUGAUAUCGUCUUGUGCCCUAUUGGGAGCAGAGUUUUUGAUGCUAAAAGAUGAUUUGGCUCACGUGAAGCCAUUUAACAAUAACGGUAUAAGUAAUAGUGACGAUGUUGACGAAGAUGAUGACAAUGCCGUUGAGUUCACUAUUGAAGAAUUUGUGAAAAGACACCAAAAGCUGUUGAGGUUAUCCCGCCAGUUGGAUAACGUUUUCAACGGGAUGGUAUUCAUAGAUCUUUUGUUUGUUGGUAUCACAACGUGUGCUUUCAGUUUCAUGGGACAGUUCGCCCGAGGUCCCGGUUACAUGUUGGUCAGUUAUAUAGGCAUUGCCUCGAACAUGUUCACCGUUUUGUAUUUGUGUUACUAUGGCGAGCUGCUCACAAGUGCGAGUUCCAGUAUUGGUGACACGGCGUAUGAAAACUUGUGGUACGAGGGAUGCAGACGGUAUAAAAUGGCGAUAUUCUUCAUAAUUAAAAUGUCUCAAAAGCCCUGCUGUUUAACAUCUAUUAGGUAUGCUCAAGUUUCUAUGAAAAUGUUUACUAGGGUGGUCAGCACAACUUGGUCCUAUUUUUCUUUGAUGAACAGUCUGUACUCGGAGGAAUCAGCAUAAACAAUAUUAUCCCUACAAUACUAACCUUUUAAGCGCCCAGUUAAAUAACAAUUACCGUGCCCUUAGUAUGCGGCUACAAAAAAAAAGAGCAAUUGUGUGAAUAGGUAACGAACAAUCAUUAUUAUAUGUUCCCUGUCGCAGUAAUACGAUAUGAACGACAGGGAC